This is a messenger RNA of Helobdella robusta, 330 nucleotides long. RefSeq lists its product as hypothetical. NCBI's taxonomy places the organism in Eukaryota, Metazoa, Annelida, Clitellata, Rhynchobdellida, Glossiphoniidae. The record is from RefSeq and is a predicted model, not a curated record. The annotation marks the transcript as partial. Gene Ontology annotation, cellular component: membrane. The transcript is spliced from 3 exons. Gene Ontology annotation, molecular function: opioid growth factor receptor activity.
UCAAACUGGGCUGAUGAUUUUGACAAAUUGGAGAGCCAUCAUGGUUACAUACAAUGGCUUUUUCCAUUGACUGAACAUGGGGUGAAUGACCAUGCCCAAACAUUAACUCAACAGGAAAUUAAGAUAUUUAAAGAAAAUGUUAACCUCCAGAAAAUGCUUUUGAGGUCUUAUAACUUGAUGCUGAAGUUUUAUGGCUUCAAGUUGGAGAGUGAAGAAACAGGCAAAGUAUCAUUACUUAGUAAUUGUAAUGAAAGAUUUUAUAAUCUCUGUAGCUCGCCUCAUAAUUUCUUGAGGAUAACUCGAAUAAUAAAAUGCCUGUCAUUGUUAGGA